GCCUUAGCCUUAGGAAGUUAGGCAUAGAAGAUCAAUAAAGAGACAGGCUCACUUCCGUUCUCAAGAAAACAACAACAAAAGAUCUCUUAAUUGGACACCGGGAACUUCCUUCAAGGAAGUAACAAAGUAAACAAACAAUGGGGGACUUUGAAAUAGAUGCAGUUUUGCAAUUCAUGCUCUCUAAGGGAGGUCGUGUCCGAAAUCACGAGUUGGUCACACAUUUUAAAAAUGUUUUAAAUCACCCUGUUAACAAAGCACUAAACAGAGAGAGAUUUAAGGAUUAUGUAAAUGAGUUGGCAACAAUAAAGCUUGAUUUGGGUGAGAAAGUUUUGGUGUUAAAGAAAAAGUAUCGUCCAGCAUCUGAAAACCUUGAAGGUUCAGAUUUAACAUCUCAGCCACUGCCAUCUUUGGCUUCAUCAGUUGCUAAAACUUCUGCACCUAAACCUGCCAUGUCAGAACCUAACUUAAGGCCAAAAGAAAGCAGUGUAGAUCCUGAUCCUCCGUCGAUAAAGCCAUCAACAAAGCUGGAAAAAAAUGACUCUCUGCGUGCUCAGUCUGAGCCCCCUGCUACUCCUACAGAACUGAAGAAGGACCACCUGGACGGUCUAGCAAUGUCAAGGAUGAAAAGUGAUGAAAAUAUGAAGGUGAACCUUGUAAGGACUGACAGAGUUGAACCAAGCAUCAGGCCAUCAGGAUCUAAUGCAUCUCUUGCUUCCACCGAAUCUCACAGGUCUACAACAUCCAGCACAUCUGAAACAGCAUCCAUGGAUGAUGAUGUCAAUGCCUCCGUCGUGAGUGUCAAGGACAAGAUUAUCAAAAUGAACAACAUGUCCGUCACCAACCUUCAACUUGCUCCAACCUUCAACAAGAAAAGUCAUAAAGUAACCAAGCAAUACAUUGAGGAUGACGAUGCGUCACAUUCUUCAGGGCAGUUCUACGUUGCUCUGACUGCGGAACAAAAGGAUUGGCUUGUUGUGUGUUCCUCUGCAGAUUAUCAGGAAAUGAAUCGGCUUCUUUCUAAAAACAAUAGUCUUGCCAAACUCAGGGAUUUUACAAAUGUAAGUAGAGAUAUAAUAGUCUAAAUAAAUUAUAGCUUUUAUAUAGCUUAUAGAUUAUAUAGCUUAUGGCUUAUAUAGCUUUUAUCAGGGUCGCCGCAGGGGUUGUGGCCGUGUCAAUGAACGUUGAAUGGUGUAAUGCUGAGUUCUUGCUUCCUGAAUUACUCUAGACACGUGACAAGACAAACACUAUACAACUGACUCAAGUCCGUUCAGCAGACAACAUGAAGUUUAUUUUACUAAAAUAAUAAUAAUAUACUGCACUCCUUGUUAGUGCUACAAGUCAAGAAAUAAUAACAAUCCUAUCCGCAUAGCAGCGGUAUCAAAUGUAUCAAUCACGUCCGCAUCUCAGCGGGUAACAAUAAGUACCAUUACUACUAGUGACACUGGAGCUUCAACUAUAGAUAUCCAUUGAAAUACGAAUAAUACCUUAAUAUUCAAUAAGCACAUGAUGAAAUCAACUCUCAAAUAUAAUUAAUCAACAAUCAUUAGUCCAUCGACUUUUAUGCUAUAUACAUAUAUAUACACCAGUCCAGGAAGCAACGUCCAACCUUCCUGGACCGGGAGCAAAACCUUACUGACUUGACUUGACUGAACUCAAAGUCAACUUUAUUCAUUCUACUUCCUGUUUUCUACAUCAGGAAAUUCCACGUGUCUUUUAAACUCUUAACAUGACGUGAACUUUAGAUCAUGCAAUGUCAACUAAGACUGUGACAGGCCGCCUGCGUGUGAAAUAAAAAAAAAUAGGAAAAAAAUGUAAUGCGUCUGAGUUUGUAGAUCAUUUUUGUAUACCCUUUUCUGUGUGUGCAAAAAUCUUUUUUGUGGAUCCUUUAAAACCGAGACAUUGCCAAUAAUAAUUCUUUCUAUAAAGGAUUGCUAAGGCUGCUAUUUAAAACCAACACACCACCAGGACAAAAUGAAGCAACUCAAAGUACGAAUAUCAUAUUUAAAAAUAUUUUUUUUAGAUUUUUGGAAUGAAGUAAUUAGAAUUUAUCAAAAUAUUGAAAUAUUUGAGUACUUGAAAAAAAAAAUUAAACUAAAAAUUUAAAAAAAAAAGGUAACCUUGGAAUGUUGGAAUAAUGAUUGGCCACCCCUUAUGUUCGGCUGCCACUUACAUUCGGCCGCCUGCGUUCAAUGCAAACAUUAAUAAUAAUAAUAAUAAUUUUAUUUAUAAAGCGCUGUUAACAAACAAAAUGUAGGCUCAAGGCGCUGUAACAACAUUACAAACAUAAACACAAUUGCUAGAAUAACAGUUAAUCUAAAAAAGUUUUAAACAAGUAGGUCUUAAUGUUGCACAAUAGGCAGUCGCAGCCCUGGCUUUUAUUAUAGCUUUUUAUAGUCUAUUGCAUGUAACUAAAGAAUCUUGUUACUACAUUAUAAUCAAGUCGAUUUUAUGUGGGUUUUCUUUUUAUACUUAAAAUUGAUUCUCUCCAUGUGUUUAAAUUUUUGUUUUACAAAAGAAUUGUUAACACUUUAAUGUAUCUAAUGAGUGAAAAGAAUAUUAAUGAUUAUCUCCCUUUAUUCUUUCAAAAUGCUCUGUUUGCUUGGCACAUUGUUACCAAAAGGGGGUGAGUAAAAGUUGUUAGUUUUUCUGUUAUUUUAAAAUUAGAUUUAGCAGAGAUAGUCGGCUAAUAUGAAAAAAAAAAUAUUUUCAUACCCAAUAUGUACUUACAUCCUUUAUUUUCCUUUUAUUUACUUGCCAACUCUCUGCCUCUGUGAUGUGACGGGGACGCAAUUAGUAUACUGCACUCCAUUGGGCGGCUAAGUUUGGUAAGGAGCAAGUCAUCAAACUUAUAGCCAACAAGCCGGGUGUCAAGAUAAAUCAGAAAUCGCAUGUAAGUAUGUUUCUGUUUCAUCUGAUGUAGUUUUAUGUUUAUCAAACUUUUCAAUUCAAAAUUUAUAUAUUAAAACAAAUUUUUUAAAGAUCCUUUUUUUUCUGUAUUAUUAUUAAAUAAUUAAUAUCUAUUUUAAAACAAAAAAACAAAAACAGUUUGAAUGUGGCUUAAAAAAAAACACCACCACUAAUGUAUUAACAUUCAAUUAGAAUUUUUUUUUGGUUUGUAUUUUUACAUGCUCCUGGACAUCCCUUUUCCUGAUCUAACAGGGGGGUUACACACCACUUCAUCUGGCAGCCAUCCACAACCAUGAACACAUUGUUGAUCUUCUAGUUCAGACAUUCAAAGCUGAUCCAAACAUCCGUGACCACAGCGGCAAGAAAGCCAAACACUACCUGAAUGCCAACAGUAAACUGCAACGUACACUUUCAACUAUUAAGUGAUAUGUAAAAUGUUAUGAGCUCCUAUUUUUUUCUUCUUUUUAUGCUUCUAUAUUUAAAAAAAAAAAAUCUUUUACAAAGGGUUAUUAACAUUAUUGUAUACAGAAUUCAUUAACAUCAAUCAUCUAUCUUUAUAAAUGUCAUAAUUAAUAUUAAAAAAUAUGUAUAUUUUUCUAUAUGUUGCAUGUUAUAUUAAGCAUAAUUUUGUUUUAUAUUUUAUAUGCUGGUUAAAAAAAGGAAACUAACUCUAAAGUAUGUUUUGAACUGAUCUCCCUUGGAGUUAAUAACUUUAAAAUCACUUCUAUUUUGCUGUGGAGCAAUAAGCUUUUUUGUUAGUUGAUGAUCUAAAAGUAAUUGUUCACAUCCUGAUGUGUGACCGUGUCUUUGGGUUAGAAAAAUUUGCUGCUCUAUUUCCUUGAACUAAUUUCAACAUAGUAGAUAACAAAGUCUUAACAAAUUUUUAAUUUAAUAUAAACUUCUGCCACAUUUCCUUGGAUUAUUUCAAAAUAAUUUCUAGCCACCUUUUUUAUAAAAAAAAAGUUAUAAGUGAUAUUUUGAUAAAGGAAAAUAAAAUGACACCGUAUUUGACUUCUGGCUUAAAAAAACAGCUUUAUUUUUGCCUUGCCCAGCCAUCCUAAGAAUGAUGUUAAGUUUGCAGAAAUGAAUAAGUUUAUGUGCCUUUUACUGGUGGGGACAUAGUGUGUGAAAGUGUGAUGUCAUUUCCUAUUUUUCAGCCUCCAUAUUGGCUCCAUACCACACACAUGUAUAAUAAGAAUAGGCCGUACAUUAUUUUUUUAAUAUUAAUGAAAUAAAAUAAUGAAUCACGAAUACCUUAAUCACAAAUUUUAUUUAAUGAAAAAAAAUUUUUUUGUUUUUGUUUUGUUUUAACGAAACAAUUUCAAUGUUGCAUAACAUUACUUGUUGAUUGUAUUAUUUCUUAAUAAUAGAAAAGAAAGAUAUUUAUACAGCUUCAGUUGUGUAUGGAGCCAGACAUGUAGAUAUGACUUUACAACUUUCACACUCUAAGAUAUAAGAUGUGGCUUCUUGUCAUCAGCAACCUGAAUGAAGUGCUUUUUUUCUUGUCUGGGAAUAAAACAGUUGAUGUUGAUCUCAAUGUCUCUUGCUUGUUAAUCCAGUCUUGACAUUUGAGACUCCCUGAGGAUAGUGUGUUUCAUUUGUUCAUGUUUUAAGUUUGGUAUAACAAUUCUAUCCUCAUUCAGUUGUGGAAGCUUAUUGACAAACUAUUAUGAACCAAGUCAUUACAUUUACUUAGAAACGUAAACUUUUUAUUAAAUUUCCCGACUCAGUUUUGUUUACGCAGGGUUUGUUUCCAGUCUCAAAAUCUUUCUUUCUUCCUAGUGUUAUUGAAACAGCUAUGGUCAAGCUUUUAACGAAAUUUAAUUGGAAUGCUUGAAUUAAUUGGAUAUUUUUGUAUGUUUAGCCUGUGGUUUAAAAACUGUUUGUGAAUUCAGAGAAAGCUUAUAAUAUGGGGAAUAAUGGGGAGUGGGUCUGGUUCUAAACAUGAUGUCUUUUUGGAAAUUACUGAUAAACUCUUCUGUUGACUUAUUUCAUCCUAGCAUUCAGUUAAGACGUUAUGACAGCUUUGAUAUAAAUAAGUUUGGUGCCAAUUUGAUAUAAAUAGACUAAAUUGAUUCUGUUGUUGCUACUAAAAGUCCUAACCGAAAUGUUGACAUAACAAAUUUCUGUACUUGAACUGUGUACAUAAUCUUUGUACAUUUGAGAAUCCAGUUUUUAGCAGUUUUAUAUUGGCAAGUCUAUGUUCAUUUGAGAAGCCAGUUUUAGCAGUUUAUAUUGCAAAAUAUUGUCUUAGCUUGUUACAUUUUUUGGUUUGGUCCAGGUUUUUUUUUUUUUAAUUAUUAAAUUUUUAUUUUCUUUGUGCGUAUUGCAACCUUAAAAUUAAUUAUUUAAUCAAAUAUACUUUAACAUUUUGUAUUAGGGAUGAAUUAUGCGAUAAAGUUAAUAAUUUCUUUUUUUGGGUCAAGGUCUUGGUUUAGUUGUCCUUUAUUAUUCAUUAAUAUUUCAAAAAUAAUUUUUGUUAAGUUUAAUUAAUGUACGUCAAACUGGAGUUUCAAAAUGUCUGUCAAGGACAAAUUUUGUUUUCUCCAUUUUUUUGGAAUGGUGGGAUGGCAGUCGUUUAAUUAACGGAUGAUGAGUAGCAGUGAAAAUUAUUUAUAUUUUUUGCCAUAUUUUAAUAAGUAUCACCUAUCACAAAGACCAGUGAUUCUCAAUCUGGUGUGAAUGACAUGUAAGCACACUUUCAGUAAACACUUUCAAAAAGAAUGCACAAACAGUAAAUUUGCAUUUAUCAUGUCAGCCUACUGAUUGCAAGCUUUUCUUUUUUUUUUUUGAAGUAUUAUCACUUACCUAUAUAUGGGGGAAAACAAAAUUUAAAUUUAAAAAAUUAGGAAAUAUGUAAGAUGAUGCAAUAGAUUAGAUUCUAGUUAUAGUUUAAUAUGAAAACAGGAAUUAAAAAUAAUCUAACUAGUUUUUUUUUUUUUUUUAAACUUUUUAUUACAUAUCUUCAUGAAACUUAUUUAACUUCAUUUAAUUUUUGAAAAAACCAUCAACGUUAGUAAAGAUAGAUAUUAUGCAUUAUUAUAAUCAAAUGCUUUUUCUAGAUUAUAUUGCAAGUUUACAAUUGUCAUUAUUUUAGUUCUUGGGCUGGAAACAAUAUAAAUAACCCUCUGAUAAAAAAAUCAAGAGCUUUUGGCAUAUAGGGCUCUGAAGGAUCUAUUGACAUAGAUUCCAGCAUAAACUCAAUCUAAUAAGUGCUUUGUUUUUUAGAUGGCUAUAAUAGGCCUAAUAUGUUUAUAGAUGGCUGUAACAUACCUAAUAUGUUUUUAGAUGGCUAUAAUAUGCCUAUCUCUAUUUAUGUCAUUUAUUAAUUAAUUGUGUUAUUUAAUGUAAUAGUAUAACUUCCCUAAACUGGUAGUAUAAUAGUACAACAGUGUGCAAGACUCACAAAGUGUCAGUGCAAUAUUAAAUUAUGUGUGGUUUUCUUCUUUCAUUAACAUCCAUCUACUUUUGAACUAGUGUGUGAUGCUUAUGUUUAAAUUAUCCCCCUUGUUUGAAGAAAAUAUUCUAAUUUUGAUUCUGUUCAAUUGAAGGCCUUUUUUCUUUGUAGUCAGCUACUUUUUAGUACACUCAGUACAUAUUAUUAAAAAAAUUCUAGUUUCAGGUGGCUUAUACAAAAGGAAUGCUGUUUGGGAUUAGCUAUUAUAUUAAAACAUUUGAGUGUUGCCUUUUUUUUUAGUUUCUUAAACUUGAAGUAGAGUUAUCUUCCUUGUGAUUUCCUCAUCUGUAUGUGUGCUUGUAUAGAUUUACAUGGCUAUAUUAUCACACAUUUGUCAAAGAUUCAUAAGAGAAUGAUGUAGACUUUUGUGUUGUACGGUAGUGACAAGAAGUUCAAAAAUGCUUUUAUUUUCUAGAAGUAAAAAAAAUAAAACUUCUACUCGAUCUUUACAUUCUGAACUAAAUCUAAUAAUAAUAAUAAUAAUAAUCUUUAUUAUCCGUAAGGAAAUUUGUCUUACAAUUUGUGCAUUACACCAAACAAAAAACAUUAUAACUAUAAGAAACCAAAGUGUACAUUCACACCAGACUCACUCAUAAUUUACAUGUGACAAAGUUUAUACCAGAUUGUUCUUAUUUAAUGAUUUGAUUGCCAGUGGAACAAAAGAGUGUUUGUGUCUGUUUGUCUUUGCUAUCGGUGUCUUGUAUCUCUUUUGUUUUGUUUGUCUAGAGUCUAUAAUAUUGUUUAAAUGACUUAUAAAAUAUAAUUAUCCCUUGAUCUUUAUUUGUUUUAGUGUUUUGGCAAAAUUCUGAAUCUAGCUAUUAUAGAGGUAAUACUGAGACACCAGCUGUAUUUGUAAAUCUUGAUUGGCCAGAAUUAAUAAAUGGAUUGCGAAGAUUUUAUAGAUCUAACUCCUUCUCUUUAAUAUAUUUGUGGGCAGAAUCCCUGGAGUAUGGAAAUUGUGUUGUUUAUAGUUUAGUAAUCUUAAAUCUGAAGAUCGCAGGUUUUCUUUUGUUGAAUAGUUUAUUCAUAGAAUUCUUUUUUUUUUUCAAAUCAUUAUAGAUUUCAUGUUUAAAUGAUCAGAAAUAUGUCUAAUCUAAAUUAUGUAGUAGUUAUCUCUUUUAUUGUCUCCCCUGAAUAAAAUGCUCUUCCAAGUAUUUCAGAUUUCCAUGUUGUCUAAAAUUUUUUUAAUGCAUGUUCAUCUUUACCUUUUUUUACUUUCUUAAGAACACUUGUGUAUUCUGUAUGCUAAAAAUGGGUAUAAUUUAAGAUGUCAACCUAGAUGCUUUAAUAUGUAAAACAUAAAUAGUUCAUGUUGUCAGCUGUAAUUUAUUAACCUUAAUUAGAUGAAGAACAGCCCAUAGUCCUCAGACGUCAGCGUAAAAGCAGCAAUGGUAAAAGUUUACAGUUCCAGAGAGCUUGAGCUUGCUGCACUCUGCAUCACCUUUAUCUCACAUCAAAACAUCCACCGCAUCUGUCACAUCUGUUGUUGUCACAACUGUCACUGUCAUAUCUGUCACUGUGACAUCUGUUGGUGGCACAACUAUCACUGUCAUAUCUGUCACAUCUGUCGCCGUCACAACUUUCGCUGUCAUAUCUGUCACUGUCACAUCAUGCUUAACUUCAAAGGAAUCUUGUUCUUCUCAGCCAUAUUGACUGCUUUCUCAGCAUGGCGUCAUCUCUUUCUGUUAUAUUUAUCAAUUAUAAAAAUUUAGAAGCAGCGUUAAGAAUUGGAUGUAGAUUUAUUAUUGUUUAAACACCUCUGUAAGCCAUAUCUUAGUGUAAUGAUCAUAAUGAUUAGAAUGUUAUUUCCUUUUGGUUCUGACAUGAGACUAUAUAAACUAAGUAGUGCACAAUUGUUUUCAGCCUUGGGGCCAUAUCAGGGCCAGACUUACCUCUAGACAACACAAGCUAUAGCUUAGGGCAUUGGGGCCAUAUCAUCAGGGCCAGAUUUACCUCUGGGUUACACAAACUAUAGCUUAGACCCACAUCAUCAGGGCCAGAUUUACAUCUAGGCAACACAAUUUAUUGCUUAGGGCCUUGGGACCUUUAUCAUCAGGGCCAGAUUAACCUCUUGGUAUAGCUUAGAGCCUUGGGACCAUAUCAUCAGGGCCACAUAUAACUCUAGGUAACAGAAGCUGUAGCUUAUAGCCCCCAAGAGCUAUUUAGGUCUUACAUAUAAUAUUUGCACUCAGAGAUGGAUCCAAAGGGCCCAAAUCUGAAAAGCUUAGGGGAUUUUCAAGUCUAAAAAAUGGCACUGCAUAUAAAUUUGCCAACCUACUGGCUCCACUGACUGCAUCACCACAAAAACUUGUCAAUUUCAAAGGGACCUCUACAGCUAGAUUAUGCAUUGUGGGUAGAAGAUUAGAAGAGCCAGAUGGCACCCGGAGGCCAUAGUUAGGCAUCACUGAAUGGAGUAAAGCCUGUAACCUCACAUUUUUUUUUUUACUGGUGUUAACACGUUGUGUUUAGAGGGUUUAGAAAAUAGUAAUGUCAUUAUUUGAAGUUAAAACAAAAAGUAAAGUUUCCCUUUCAGACCUUGCCAUCUAUAGGGCAGAUAACAAGGAUGUCAUGUGGACAGCACAAUGACCGACCACCUUUAGUUUUCCCCAACUAAAGUCAAUAAGUUUACAAAGAAAAAAAAAAGGAUCUUAUCCCCUUUCCACACACCCCCACCUCCUUGUUUACUGCUUUAAGAAAAACUUGUAGUGAUGAGCUUUUUUUACUUUGACACUUCAUCAAGUCUGCGACUGAUAGAACUAUGUAAUGAGUUGAUUGGGUUUGUUAAGGUCUUUGUUAUUGACCAUCUUGUGGCAGGCAAAGUAGUUUUUUUCUUUCUUUUGUUUUAAAUUUAAUUUUUUUUUAAACUACUGUAAAUGCUUUUGUGGCAAGUGAGUUGUAUACAUUCUAUACGCUUUUUUCUUUUAAUGCUUAUUACAUUUUAUUGUACAAUAGUUGCAGCUUAAUUUAUUGUUUUAGAAAUUUACAUGUCAGAAUUCAGGAUACUUUUCUUUACAAUGUUUGGAAAUUUUUAAAAAAUGUAAAUAAAAUUUGUUGAAUAAAAAUGCAUUAAAUUGAAA
Molecule: messenger RNA, 9441 nt
Organism: Biomphalaria glabrata
Lineage: Eukaryota; Metazoa; Mollusca; Gastropoda; Planorbidae
Product: ankyrin repeat domain-containing protein SOWAHC-like
Exons: 14
Coding region: 138-1082 (314 amino acids)
Source: RefSeq, a predicted model, not a curated record